UAGAAUUAAUAAUUUAAUGUCAGUGUUAGCUUUAGAUACAUGAUUAACGCGUUAGUUCAACGAUAUAGGACGCAACAGAAAAAAUGUGAAGUGCAAUGUUAUUAAAAGAUAAAAACGUUUUUCUUUUGUUAACUUAAAAAAUGUCAUACCUUCCUUUUUAUAUUGCGCUAAAAUAAAACUUGUAUGAUAAAGUCCAUAGCCAGCUAAUCAUACAAAGUGAUACGGUACCAUGUUUCCCUUUACCACGCAAUAUGUUGUUACGUCGCUAUUUAUGUUAUUACCUAUUUGGAAGUGUAUCCGGAAUUUGAAAAUGGUGACCAAGUUGUAAAGUUUGGCUCCAAGAAGACUCGUGUCGCAGUUUUAUUAAUUAUAUGAUCAUUAACUUUAGAGGUAGAUAGAUUACUUAUAGAGAUAAUUUAUAAGAGAAAUCAUCGGAACACAUUUUAUUUUUUAAUAAUGUAGUACUUCAUAAAAUAAAUUGUAUUUCGAUUUCGUUUUGAACGAUAUAGAAUCUAGAUUGUUACUACAGAACUACGUGACAUUUAUAUUGUAACUGUUCACACUUAUAAGCAGGUAUCACUAUAGUUGGUUUUUGUGAAAAAGACAAAAGACAAACUUCACAUCAUGUGGUGUUCCAUCGAUUUUACUAGAAGAGAUGGAAAAUGAAGAAAGUGUUUCAAAAACAGAUUGAAAAAAAGCAUAUUUAGUAAAUUUAUAAAUUUUAUAAGAAAAGUAUGUCAAAGGAAGAAUAAAAAAAAUUGUGCUAAUAUCAAGAGAACUAAUGCAAAUGUUGAUGCGAUUUGAGACUCGUUACAUUCGAUAAUGACAUCGAAGGGUACUACUAAUGAAAGGAAAAAGGUUAAGAUUCAAAACUUUAUCCAUUCAGAAGAAUCUAACCAGUUUCUUAUAAAAAAUGGUAGCGUACCAGUAAAACGCGAGAAUGGACAAAAAACUAUGGCCGACAAAAUAACCGACUUAAAGGAAUCAAUAAAACGUGAAAUUUGUAAUGACCCAAAAUUGGAAAUCAUCAUUAGAAAUCAGAUUCAAGAUUUAACGUCCGAAUUUAUCCACGGAGUUGUUCAGAAUUGUUUAAGGGAAUCUACCGAUUACCAAAUACCGAAAAAUAGUAGUAGUCUAGAAAAACGCAAGGAACAGGAAAUAAAUAUGAACAAAAAACUAAACAAAUUAAAGAACUUACGGAAAAUGAAUGAUUUUAUUCCUCCAGCUCCACCACUGUUACAAACUCUACCAACGCUUUUAAAAUCAAAUAAUAAUAUUGAAAACAAAGGUAAAGUUAAUAGACCAGCUCUACCAAUGGAUCUUAUGGACGAAAUCAAACGCGGUGUGGAGUUGAAGCCGGUAAAGCCAAUGGUUAAAGUAUUAGAUAAACCAAGUAUAGAUGAAAAAAAUCUUCAAGGAACGAACCCAUUGAAUAAUUUUAUUCAUCCAGCUCCGCCACUUUUCCAAACUCUACCAAUGUUUCCAAAAGUGGAUAACAAUACUAAAAGCAAAGGUAAGAUUGAUGGACCAACUCUACCAAUAAAUCUAUUGGAUGAAAUCAAACGUGGAUUUAAAUUGAAGCCGGUGAAGUCUGUGGUUAAAGUUAUAGAAAGAGCAAAGAUAGAUGAAAAUGAUCUUGGAAGAAUGAACCCAUUAAAUAUUGCUAUGUUCCAUCGGGUAAAUAUGAUGUCGAGCAGUUCUAGCUCUGUCUCUUCAUCAGAAAAUUCGUCUCAAGAUGAAUGGGAUUAACCAAAUAAAAAUUAAUCGUAAAGAAAAGCAUGGAUAAAUAAUGUUAAGUUAUAAUUAAUAAGUCAACCGCUCUGAAGCAAAGUAUGAGGGUAAGGGUGACUUAAAUGAGUUGAGAAUACCGGUUUGUCUAAUACGGACAGACAACCGGACACAAACGGAUCAUCCUUUGAUUUUGUACUUAUUAUGUUUUCAAAACCAGAACCAUUAAUCAAAUGCUAACAGCGAUGUUGAAGGUUUUUGAAAGAAACUUUUCAAUUACAAAUUUAAUAUUAUUAUCCAUACUAAUCUUUUCGAAAUUUUUCUUUAUGUAUUCAAUGUAUCGUUAAGAUUUUUUCUAGUAAUAAAAGUAUUUAAA
Molecule: messenger RNA, 2104 nt
Organism: Daktulosphaira vitifoliae (grape phylloxera)
Lineage: Eukaryota; Metazoa; Arthropoda; Insecta; Hemiptera; Phylloxeridae
Exons: 9
Coding region: 823-1749 (308 amino acids)
Molecular function (GO): actin binding
Source: RefSeq, a predicted model, not a curated record